AAUGUUCAUGACCUUUCUUGCCAGGUGCUGGAGAAAUUCAUGUCCCGUCUCGUUCAGAACCGGGUGAUGGCCCACAAGGACCUUCGGACUCUCAGCAAAUACCAGCUCAUCCUCGCAAGGGACCAGUUCCGGAAGAAUCCUCCACCACACCUCAAGGCAUGGACUUUUUUGGAAAUAUUAAACAAGACGUACAGCUUCUUAUUAUGCGGUCCACAGCAGGGUAUGCUGGAAGGCGACUUUGCCCUUUGCAUCAGCCUGUACCAUGGCUACGAGUUGCUUAUGCAGAUGGGCCUCAGAUCCCUCUUCUUUUACUUCCAGGGAAUCAUGGAUGGAUCCAGAGACAUGUCCAGGGCCAAGAACGAGCUGCAGAGGACACCGAUGUUCAUGGCUCUUUACCAUGACAUGAAGACAAAGUUUGCAAAGCCAGCCACUGGUCCAGAUGAGCCAUUCAUUUACAGCCACCCCAAACUGGAGAGACUGGAGGAGGUGGUGUUGCAACAUUUCAGAGUGUGGGCAGAGAGCUCGGCAGACAAUAAUGGACCUCAAGGAGAAAACACACGUGUGAUGAUUUUUUCCUCAUUUCGGGAGAGUGUGCAGGAGAUCGCUGCCAUGUUGAACCGCCACUCGCCUCUGAUCAGGGUCAUGACUUUUAUGGGCCAAGCCUCAGCUGGGAAGGGGGUGAAAGGCUUCACCCAAAAGGAACAACUAGAGGUGGUUCAGAGGUUUCGGCAGGGAGGCUUCAACACGCUGGUCUCGACGUGUGUGGGGGAAGAAGGGCUGGAUAUCGGAGAGGUGGACCUCAUUGUGUGCUUUGAUGCCCAGAAGAACCCAAUCCGCCUCGUGCAGCGUAUGGGACGCACUGGACGCAAGCGACAGGGACGCAUUGUUGUCAUUUUGGCUGAAGGAAAAGAGGAGAGGACCUAUAAUCAAAGCCAGAGCAACAAGCGCAGUGUGUACAAGUCCAUCACUGGCAACAACAGCAGCUUCCUCAUGUACCCCAAUAGUCCCCGCAUGCUGCCGGAUGGUGUCAACCCCACACUCCAUAAGAUGCACAUCACCUGUGGCCAGUUUGACCACGGAGAGGGCAGCCGGAGGUCUGUCAGGGGUCGGAGGUCGCACUCUGAGGGACGUGCUUCACUCAUCCAUCCUCAGAACCUGAUUCAGCAGGGUUGCACAAAAUCGGAUGGCUUCCUGAGCAGUGCAGAAUAUUCUGUGUGGGCAUCCACUAUGAAGCUGGAAGAGCAUGAAACUCAUCCAACAUUUAAGAACUCACACUUUGUGUCGAUUCCCCACCAAGAAGAACACAGGGUUCAGGAGAAGAAUCCCAAAAACAGACCACAAAGCAGAGAGCUCUCUUUGUGGGAAUGGAGACACUGGCAGCACAAAGCACUUCCCUUCCAUGCUGUCGAUCAUUCUCUCCGCUGCAACCAUUUUAUUAAAGUGAUGGAGCUCAUAGACGGCAUGAAAGAGGAAAAUGAGGGGGAAUGUCGCUAUGAAGAGGAACUUCUUCCAUACAUCCACAAAGAGUACACGGAGAAAAUCCGACUGACGAAACAGAAGGCCACAAAGACCCAUGCCAAAAGCACCAACAGCAAACCUAAACCGUCUACCUCCUCUUGGACUGAGCUGGAAAAUAUGGAAGUGGGUCUAGAAGAGGAGAAUCCCUGGACAGCGGGGUUAGAUUUGGCAUGGACCAAACAAAAACCCGUUCCUGAAGACAACGCUGAGGUGCCAUGUGACACCAUGGCAGAUAACUCUAGACGUGUAGACAGCAGUGACAAUGAAGACUGUGCCAUUGUUAAUGUCUCAAAUGCAGAUUAUGCAUGUGCAGAUCCUCCCAAUCCUGAUGACAUAUCAGAGGCUAAUGCUAACAGUGACGAGGACCUUGAAGUCGAGGCAAUGUUCUACCUCCCCAAGUGGGAACGGACACCGCAGCCCCUGCUUGACAAAGCAGGGAAAAGUGAGAAUCUGAAAGCCAUCCUCUCCAAUGUGGCUGAACUUCUCUCUCGCUCUCCACCUCCACUGGCUGACAUUUUGGAGGUGGAACCUGCCGCACAUUUACCUGCUGCUUUUUCUCCUCCGCAUCAUCAGCCAUUUGUGGUCAGCUUUAAUUUGAGUAUAGAGGAUGAUGAUGAAGACACGUCCGGUGGAGCUGGCAGUCCAGCCCCAGGCCCCGAGGCAGCACAACCUUCAACGAAAACAGAAGUCGGUACCAGCGAGCAGCCCGUCGGUACGGCUGCCAGCAGUCCUAGCUGGGAUGAAGUUUUUGAGGACAAUGAUGAUGAUAUCAGAGAUGACAACGUGGAGACGAAUUAUGCCAGGUACAACUACUCCAACUACGAAGGAAACGGCGAAAUAAAAAGCAACGAGGGCCUCGCUAGCAAAGAAAAAGACGUCAGCUGUAAAAGGAGGGAUGAGUCUUUUCCUCAGCUGAUAAAUGAUGGCAAUGAAGAAGUCAGAGGUUCUCAGGACAGCAUAGAUCUGUUUGAAGACGACGAAGCCUUCCUUCAGAUGACGAUUCCGGACAUCGCCACUCCCGAGGACAAUGUCCCAUCCAAUACGUUCCCCGACGCUAAAGACACUGAUAAGUACUCUGAAGAGUUAGCUCUGCCUGCUAACAACCCCACCCCGACAAACCCAAGCAGCACUGCACAGCCAGUCCACUGCACACGGGGGCUCAACGCAGUGUGCAUGAAAGAGGUCCAAACCGAGCACAGAACUCAUGCUCCAAAUCCAAGAAGGGAGGACCAGGAGAGCCACAAUAUAACUGAGACCAAACUAAACUUGCAUACGGUGGUGCAAAAUGAACUCAUCACGGAUCAUUCAAAGAAAGUUGCACCUCAUUUCAAUGUCUUUGACGUAUCCGAGCAAUUUGACACCAGCACCGACUUGUUUCCUGUCAAUUUUGACCUCGGUUAUUCACUGGAAGACUCUGACGAUGAGACGGAAGCGGGUGCUGUCCCAGAACCCGGUGCACCGGCUGACCCUUACCCCUCGACUCCUUACAACAGACUGAACACUGAAUCCAAGCUGUCCACUCCAGGGAUUCCAUCAGAGAGCGGGAUACGGAAAUGCAGGGUACUACUGUCUCCCAUCACAUCCACAGGAGUGAGGCGAACGCUCCUGCCUGGUCACGCCAGGCCUGCGUCCUCCAGCUGGAAGCGGAGACGACCAGAAAGUGGCAGUUCACUGCGGGAAUCCGUUCAUGUGGUGGACUCCCCUCCUCAUCCCGAGUGUAGCAGUAACAGUGAAGACGAGGUUGUUUUCCACAAAAGAAGACAUCAAAACAAAGUUAACCCCCUGUCAUCCCCAGAAAUGGCUAAGAUGGCCAGUGAUGUGGACUCCCCAGUGGUAACGAAAAGGAAACGCACAAAUGCUCUGAACACGUCUGACGAAAGUCAAGAAGAAGCUGUUUCUGAUGAGGAUUUCCAGAAUGAGUCCAUGAUCACGCGCAGAACCACAGCACCAUACGCUAAGAGGAAAAGAGCCAAGCAGGCUAAACACAAGAAUACUACAUGUCCAAAAGGCCGCCACUUCCUGGACGAGGAGGCGCAGGUGUCAGAUGAUGAAAAUGGAGCGGGCCUUUCAUCUGAUGAAGAGGACGGAGAAGACCAAAACCGGUCUCUCGACGGCUUUGUGGUUGACAACACGCACCUCUCGCAGGGACUGAAUGACUCGGAGAUGCAGGGGAUCUACCUGAAGUCGGUGAGGAGCCCUGCUGUCCAGGGCAAAUUCAAAAUGUCAUACCGAAACCAUCACAACAUGGACAUUUUUUCACAGGUGCCUGAGAUGGACGAGACGUAUGCAGAGGACAGCUUUGUGGUCGGGAGCGAUGUGGAGGAGCUGGAGAGCAAUGAGGAAGAAGAGGCAGAAGAUGUCGAACUAAUCCCCGAGGCCUCUUUUGUGGAUGGGAGGAGGCAGUACGCCACCAGGCGGCGUGUUUUCCUCCACAAAGCCAGAGCAGGCGACGGGACCAAGGCCGGAGUCAGGCCUCCACCAGAGCAGAGAGCGGGAGGGAAAAAAAAACGCACUCGGAUCAUACACAUGAAUGGCUCCAGCGAGGAGGAGACAGAAGAUGCAAGCACAGAGGGGAGUGGCAUCCCCUUGCGGCCGAACUCGGCACAACCGGACCCCAGUAAGCAGAGGGCCUUGUUUCCGGCUUCGGUGAGCAUAGCAUCGAAGGUGUCACUGUUGAGUAAAGCAGAGAGGAGCUCAGUGAGUGCAGAGCAACAAGCAGAGAGGUGUCGCCAGAGGCUUGAAAACCAACAUCUCCUCUCUGAAGAGCUCGACUUUGCUGAGGCAGAGCAGCCCUUUCCCUCCAAGAAACCAUCCCAGCCGGUUUCGGGCACCUCCUCGGGGCCCCACCAGUCCGCCUCCCGGGAUCGGACAGCCGGGGGGUCCCGCCCGGCUCCCGGGUCUGUGUGCAUUCUGGCGGACAGCCGGUGCAUCAGUAACGGCGUGGAGCUGAUGAGCUGCCUCCGCCAGCGCCACGCCGCCACCGUCCACGUCUGCUCGCUGGACGGCAGCUACUUCAUCGUCAGCAACCGCAUGGCCGUGGAGAGGCACAGCCAGUCGGAGCUGGCGGCCUUGCAGAACCGGAAGCGGCUGGCCGACAGAGUCAACAGCCUGCAGGAGCUGUUUGAGCGAGUGUGUCUCAUAGUGGAGAAAGACCGAACCAAGCCUGGCGAGGCCACGCGGCCGUUUCAGCGCACGCGUCUCUACGACAGCACCUUGGCAGCGCUGGUGCGUUUGGGGGUCCGCCUGCUGUGGAGCGACGGCGCCGAGGAGAGCGCCGGCUUGCUGGCGGAUCUGGCCGGGCUGGAACAGCGCAAGGGUCAGGGCAUCGCCGUGCCCCUGGAGGUCAAAGGGCAGCACAGCCAGCAGGCCCUGCAGCUGUACCUGAGCCUCCCCUCAGUCAGCUACGUCCACGCCCUAAACCUGAGCCACAACUUCAGCUCAAUCUCUCAGAUGAUUGACAGCCCGAUUGAAGCCAUUCAGAAAGCGGGCUGCAUGAGUCGACCCAGAGCGGAGGAGAUCUACCGCUUCCUGCGCUACUCCUGCGACUCCUUCCUCAUGGACACAUCAAAGACAGGAAAAACCAGCUAG
Messenger RNA from Menidia menidia (Atlantic silverside), 5106 nucleotides. Lineage: Eukaryota; Metazoa; Chordata; Actinopteri; Atheriniformes; Atherinopsidae. The record is from the annotation of a GenBank genome assembly.